AUGGUAGCAACGCGCAAGGGACAAUCAACAACGACUCAACCAAUCCCUAAUCUCGGGAGCAAUCCCGUUAUGACCAACCAAGAGCGUUACCCGUACGGAAUGCCUCAAACACAAACCGAACCCGUGAUACAAGAGGUUCAACCUAAUACCGACCAUGCUCAGCCCGACCUCCAAGACGACUUGCGCGCAUUGUGCGAAGAAAUGGCCGUUAUCCGAAGACAAAGAGAAGCCGACGCCAGGGAGUUGGCCGAACUGCGCCGCCGGAACGCCGAGCUUCGAAGCCUCAACCAGACAUAUGUGUCGUCAACUCCCACUCUCCAGGAGGAAUCAGCGUAUCAUGCCCCGACUGACCAUGUAACUCGAACACCAGCCACCUCUUUGGUGGCCAACAAGGCCGACACCCAUACUCACUCCCUGAGGCAUCCUUUCCCUCGAAGAAUAAUGGAGGCAACCCUAUUGGACCACUGGAAAAGUAUACCGAUCAACAAGUACGAUGGGUCAACCGACCCCGAGGAACACUUGAAUGUUUUCUUGACUCAAGCAACCCUCUCCACUCAAGACGACUCGGCUCUGUGCCGAAUAUUUCCCACGUCACUGAAGGGUAGGGCUUUGAGUUGGUUCACGAGGCUGCCAAACUCCUCCAUUGAUUCAUUUAGCGAGUUAUCAUCUGAGUUUACCCUACAAUUUGCGACGAGUAAGCCGUACAGGACGACCUCGUUAGCUUUGACGGGGAUUCGGCAAGAGAAGAAGGAAAGUUUGAGAAGCUUUAUGGACCGGUUCAACAAAAUCGCCAUGGAGAUAGGUGAUCUUAACCCGGCCGUGGCCUUGGACCGGCUGAUCACCGCUCUGAAGCCGGGGCCCUUUGUGAAUAGCUUAUGUAAGAAACCACCGGUCGACAUGAAUGACCUCCGGCGCGGAGCCGAGAAGUAUAUGCAAAUGGAGGAGCUGGCGGAGACCCGAAACCAAGCUAGGGUUGAGGAGACUUACAGCAAGAAGGAACAAGGCCGGGAGCCCAUGAAAAAGACAAAUGCCGACCCCUCGAAUGCUCGCCCGCCGAGAGGACCGCGUUACACAACGUAUACUCCUCUCAACGCGAGCAGGGCCAAGGUAUUGGAGCAGGCCCUAGUAUCUGAAAUAUUGGUGAUGCCCAAGCGGGCGAACACACCUCCAAGAGCCGACACGGCUAAGUCAUGCCGAUUCCAUCGAAACCGGGGCCACUCGACAGAAGAAUGCUCAGCGUUAAAGGAUAAACUAGAGGACCUCAUCAAGCAAGGCCACCCCGAAAAAUUAGGGGGCUAA
Cajanus cajan (pigeon pea) is the source of this 1299-nucleotide messenger RNA. Lineage: Eukaryota; Viridiplantae; Streptophyta; Magnoliopsida; Fabales; Fabaceae. The record is from RefSeq and is a predicted model, not a curated record.